AUGCUGGUGACCUAUUUGGAAGCCAGCCGGGACCUUUGCGAGACGGACUCAAUUAUUUUUGGCGCCGCGCUGGCAGUCUGUCGUAUCAUAGACGCCAAGGUUUCCACGGCUGGACGCGCUACUGGCCAUAGUAGCGCUAUCCCAGCAUGGAGAAGAAGAAUUGAGGAACGUAUCGCAAAGGCUAGAGCUCUCAUCGGCAGACUGAUAUGCUUCAGAUCAGGCAACAACAGGCCAAGAAUUGUGCGCACCGUCAAGAUGGCGUUUGCUGGGACAAAUGUCAGUUUGUCCCAGCCGGAUAUAACGCAAAAACUGACGGAGCGCAUAGAUGAUCUGAAGCAGAGAAUCGCUGCUUGGGGAAAGCGGAUUCGGCGAUAUACCGAGAGGUCGACACGGUUCAACCAGAAUCGUCUCUUCCAGAGUGAUCAGAAGAGGCUCUAUGAAUCAUUGGAGCGACCAAUGGUAAGUGGAACGGGUCCAGCACCGAAUCAGGCCGACACUGUAGCAUUCUGGCGCGGCCUGUGGUCAGAGCCCGUAAACCACAGCGAGGGCCCUUGGACGGAAGUUGUGGCGAUUCAGUGUGCGGGUAUUACGCCCAUGGACCCCGUCAUCUUAACGCCGGAUGACGUAGCUGAGGCGGUCCGUAGGGCCCCGAACUGGAAAAGUCCGGGGCUUGACGGACUGCAUCACUACUGGCUGAAGGGGUUCAUGCAGGCGGCACCCGCCGCUGGUGGAGCACGUCGCAUGCGUUGGUCACAAACAAUGAACGCAAACGCACUGCGGGCGUACUUUAGGGCAAAAGGGGAGGAAACCGGAUGUUUGGCAUAUCGGGCUCGGAUGCAUCGCUUUUUUGCAGACCUGGAGACAUCUCUAUCCGUCACUGAGCAAAACCUGGCAGACCGAGUUCGGUACAUCCUGCGCUUCAACAUAUUUGGUGACGCCGAAUUCGAACAACUACGACGUGAGGCUGUUCCCUCAUCGGAUGGAAAUGCUACGGCUGGGAAUGCGGCGCAACUGAUUGCGCAGCAAACUGCAAAUGUGGACGCUGCCGUCAAUAUUCCAUUUGUGGUUGAUUCAGAUGAUGAUGGAAUAGUCCCCCACGAACUAGAAAAAAUGAGAAGCAUAUUGGAAGAGUCGAUGCUGGAAACGCGCAGCAUGCCUCUCGAAAAUCGACCGCGACUUCCCCGCAUACCCCUUAGCAAGCGAAAUCGGGCUGUCGUGCGGGCUCUUAACCCAAUGCUGGUGACCUAUUUGGAAGCCAGCCGGGACCUUUGCGAGACGGACUCAAUUCUUUUUGGCGCCGCACUGGCAGUAUGCCGUAUUAUUGGCGCCAAACUUCCCAUGGCUGGACGUGCUACUCAACAAGGUAGUGCCAUCCCAGCCUGGAGAAAAAGAAUCGAGGACCGUAUCGCAAAGGCAAGGGCCCUUAUCGGCAGACUGACAAGCUUCAGGUCGGGUAAUAUUAGACCGAGAGUUGUGCGCACAGUUAGAAUGGCGUUUGCUGGGACAAAUAUUAGCUUGUCCCAGCCGGAUAUCACGCAGAAACUAACGGAGCGCAUAGAUGACCUGAAGCAAAAAAUCGCUGCUUGGGGGAAGCGGAUUCGACGAUUUAGCGAGAGGUCAAGGCGGUUCAACCAAAAUCGUCUCUUCCAGAGUGAUCAGAAGAGGCUCUAUAAAUCAUUGGAGCGACCAGAGGUAUGUGGAGCGUCCCCAGGACCGGAUCAGGCUGACACUGUCGCAUUUUAG
Parnassius apollo (apollo) is the source of this 1743-nucleotide messenger RNA. Lineage: Eukaryota; Metazoa; Arthropoda; Insecta; Lepidoptera; Papilionidae. The record is from the annotation of a GenBank genome assembly.